GCCAAGUCAUCGUUUAUUUCUUCUAAGUUUUUUUUUUUUGGGCCAAUAUUUCUUCUAAGUUGAAGAUUUCGUUAUCCGCACACCGAAGCGUGCGCAUGGCUUCCUGUCCAUCUCUGCUUCUUUCACUUGGUUCUGCUUACGGUAGAAGUCUGUCGUACGCUCCCCGAGUCAUUCCUGAUGACAAACUUCGAUGUCUGGCUGUGCAUUACCCAAGCUUCGAUCUUCAAACCAAGUCCACAAGGGGAAGAGAAUGCGUCGCUAUGUUCAACAACAUUACACGGAGAGACAUUCUCGGAUUAGCUUUCGGAGCCCCAAGCCUCUUCAUGACUUCAUGUCCUGCCAAAGGAGCUGGUUUGCCCCCAGAGGAAAAGCCAAGGCUCUGUGAUGAUACCUGUGAGAAAGAGCUUGAAAAUGUGCCUAUGAUAACUACUGAGUCAGGUUUGCAAUACAAAGAUAUUAAAGUUGGAAAAGGCUCUACACCACCAGUUGGAUUUCAGGUGGCUGCUAACUAUGUUGCGAUGAUUCCAUCUGGACAAAUAUUUGAUAGUUCAUUGGAGAAAGGUCAGCCUUACAUAUUUCGCGUUGGCUCUGGCCAGGUGAUAAAGGGACUUGAUGAAGGAAUUUUGGGCAUGAAAAUAGGAGGAAAACGCCGGCUGUACAUACCUGGAUCAUUGGCAUUCCCACAAGGUCUUACAUCUGCUCCAGGAAGACCAAGGGUGGCUCCGAACAGUCCAGUCAUAUUUGAUGUUAGUCUGGAAUAUGUCCCAGGACUUGAACUGGACGAGGAAUAAAUCAACCGAGGUCUGCAGCAUUUCUUGGUUCCCGUUAUUCCCUUAUGUGAACACGGGAAACCAAUAACUAGACAAUGCACCCUUAAUUCAUUGGUUCUAAGAGAUUAGAAGUGUUGUACGGAAGCGGUGUUGUUAAGAUUACACGUGUGUGUGUUUGUAUGCAUCCCAUGCAUGCAUAUUUAUCUGUUUUGAACACUGUACAAAUCCCUCUGUCGAGGCUGGCAAACAGACAAUAGAGUGACUUAAAGGCUUAAGAGGCC
Molecule: messenger RNA, 1051 nt
Organism: Prosopis cineraria
Lineage: Eukaryota; Viridiplantae; Streptophyta; Magnoliopsida; Fabales; Fabaceae
Product: peptidyl-prolyl cis-trans isomerase FKBP16-3, chloroplastic
Exons: 7
Coding region: 96-791 (231 amino acids)
Molecular function (GO): peptidyl-prolyl cis-trans isomerase activity
Source: RefSeq, a predicted model, not a curated record